AUGUCGACCUCUGUCAAACCACUCGUCUUCGUCACCGGUGCUUCCGGAUUUCUCGGCUCUGUCGUCGUCAACGAGCUGCUGCAAGCGGGCUACCCAGUUAGAGGUGCUGCCCGUGGGCGGAAGGUAGCCGCCAUACGAGAAGCCUUUGCGAAGUACCCGCAAUUCGAGGCUGUCGAGAUCCCCGACCUCGCGACUGCUGACUACACUGACGCGCUCGCGGGUGUUGGCGCCAUCAUCCACACCGCCGCGCCGAUUCCUGGGCGCGCCGAUAGCGAGACGGCUUUCCGAAGCGCUGUUGAUGGCUCACUCAACAUUCUCCGCGCGGCAAACAGCGCUGGGAUCCGCAAAGUGGUCGUCACUGGCUCCACCGUCACGUUCCCCGAGGACUCGUUUGGUGCAGAUGACUGGGUGGCUGUGACCAAAGAGCAAGCUCUUGAAGGAAACCCCUUCUUGCUGUACAUCGCAGAGAAGAAGUUCAGCGAACAAGCCAUCCUCAAAUACGCUAGCGAGAACCCGGAGAUGGAUAUUACAAUUUUCAACCCACCCUGGAUUUUCGGCCCUCUCGCACCAGGCUUCGAGUCCAUUGUGCCCACGCCCGAGGGUGCCUUUGCCGCGUUUUCCACGGAUGGCUUCGUCUACCAGCUGCUCCGCGCAGACAACAAGAACUACCACUACUCCCCGGGCACAAUCGACGUCAGGGAUGUCGCCCGCAUCCACAUCGCCGCCCUCUCCGCUCCCACCCCGAAUGGCUCGCGUCCUCGCCGGGUUCCCAUUCUCUCGCCAUACCAGACCGACUUCCGCGAGGCCAUCCAGUUCAUCUACGCCGAGCGGCCCGAGCUGAGAGCGCGGCUCGCCGAUCCGGAGACCGUUCCGCGCUGGCCCACGUACAAACGGGAGGUCGACUUGACGCCGGUGGAGAAGUCGUUUGGAUUCCCCGUCUCGGCGUUCAAGACGUGGCGCGAAACGAUCCUUGACGCAGUCGACCGCUUCAUCGAAAUCGAAAACAACUGGAAGAGCAAGGGCCUCGCGUUCGAGGUGCCCACGGAGCCACCAAUGUAA
Mycena indigotica is the source of this 1059-nucleotide messenger RNA. Its product is annotated as Epimerase domain-containing protein. Gene Ontology annotation, molecular function: oxidoreductase activity, acting on the CH-OH group of donors, NAD or NADP as acceptor. Bases 1 to 1059 code for a protein of 352 amino acids. NCBI's taxonomy places the organism in Eukaryota, Fungi, Basidiomycota, Agaricomycetes, Agaricales, Mycenaceae. The transcript has 5 exons. The record is from RefSeq and is a predicted model, not a curated record.